AGAGGGACUUGUCAGCGCAAAGGUGGCUGCCUUGGUCACAGUGACCGUGAAGUAGAUGAGUUUCAAAUCACUAGUGAUAGGAGAAAAACUGCCAGCAGAACAUCGACCCUGGGUAUGGGGAGAGCAGACUUCGGGCUCCUGAAGGAGCUACAAACGGAGAAUGAAAAUAACAUUAGUCCAUUGUUUGACAAAGUCAGUCACCUCACAAAUAGGGAUGUAGACAAAGCAGAGAUGUUUAAUGCCGCCUUUGCCUCUGUCUUCAACACCGAUGAUGGGCCCUGGGACUGCUGGAGCCCUGUGUUGGAAGACUGUGACUUGGGGGAUGAGACACUCCCAGCUGACCCUGAACUUGUCCGAGACUUGCUGCUCCAGCUGGAUGCACGUAAGUCUAUGGGGGCUGAUGGGAUUCAUCCCAGGGUACAGAAAGAGCUGGCCAGUGUCAUCGCAGUACUUCUCUCCAUUAUUUUUCAAUGGUCUUGGGAGUCUGGAGAGGUCCUAGUCGAAUGGAAGCUGGCAAAUGUCCCAGUUUUCAAGAAGGGUAAGAAGGAAGACCCUGGUAAUUACAGGCCUGUCAGUCUCACUUCAGUGCCUGGUAAAAUUAUGGACAAGGUUAUUCUGGGAGUUAUUGAAAAACACUUGAGAGACAAUGCAGUCAUUGGUCAUAGCCAGCACAGAUUACAAAAGGUCUUGGGUUUGGAUUCUCUGGAUGAAGUGUUAGACACAAAACUUGUGAAUUCAAAGCACAUAGUCCAAAAUGCAUAUAAUGUCAAUAAGCAGGGCAUUGUCACUUUAGAAGACAAAUCAAAAGAACUACCUCACUGGAUAUUAUCAGCAAUGAAAUGUCUAGCAAAUUGGCCCAGCUGCUCAGAUUUGAAGCAGCCUACAUACUCAGGAUUUGAAAGAGACGUCUUCAAAACUAUAGUGGACUACUUUGGGCAGAUGAAAGAACCUCUUCUCACAUUUCAUUUUUUUGAUGUUUUUGUUAGUGUGUUAGGUCUGCUGCAAAACCACAGCAAGGCCAUAGAAGCUCUUCAGAUAUCUUGUCUUCUGCUGCCACCAGAAAAUCGGAAAAAACUACAGCUAUUGGUGAGGAUGAUGUCAAAAAUCAGCUUUAACAAGGAUUUGCCACCUCUUUCAGAAUCAGUGAAGACCAGAACCUUGAUGGUUCAGGCAUUUUCCCGUUGUAUUCUCUGCUCAAAGGAUGAAAUGGACUUGGAUGAACUGCUUGCUGCUAAACUAGUAUCUUUUCUCAUGGACAAUUGUCAAGAAAUCUUAAGUGUUCCUUCUGCCUUAAAAUCUUCUAUAGAGGAACAUGUCGUACAUCUCCAGAGAGUCCAAAUAAAAUAUGCUGGAGCUGAUACCGAUGCAAAUUUUCCUCCUCCAUCAUUUUGUUGCCAAAUCAGUACAGAUGAAUUUGAAUACCAAAGGGCAACUGGCUCUCAAGAACCACUGGCAGCUUUAUUGGAAGAAAUUGCAACUAAUAAAGAAAUAUCUGUGAAAGACAAAAAGAAGAAGCUCAAGCAAUUUCAGAAAUCUUACCCUGAAGUGUAUAAAGUACGAUUCCCUACCCCUGAAACUGAAGCGGUGCUAUUUCCAGAAAAAACUAAACAGAAACCACCAAUACUGAUGUGGGCCUUAAAAAAGCCUUUUCAACCAUUUCACAGAACCAGAAGCUUUCGGAUGUAAAUGGUCUGAAAUAUAUCAGUGAACUGAGUCAGAGCAUAUUAUCAAUGGAUCUUAUGCAAAAGGAGCCUGAGCAGCAUGUAGUUACUCAAAAAACUACUGAAGAUACUGCUGAGGUGGUAGAAAAGAUCAAAAGAAGAAG
This is a messenger RNA of Cariama cristata (Red-legged seriema), 1825 nucleotides long. RefSeq names its product DEP domain containing 1B (gene DEPDC1B). The record is from RefSeq and is a predicted model, not a curated record. Gene Ontology annotation, biological process: positive regulation of Wnt signaling pathway; signal transduction. The annotation marks the transcript as partial. The transcript has 9 exons. NCBI's taxonomy places the organism in Eukaryota, Metazoa, Chordata, Aves, Cariamiformes, Cariamidae.